Lathyrus oleraceus (garden pea) is the source of this 2789-nucleotide messenger RNA. RefSeq names its product probable CoA ligase CCL12. The record is from RefSeq and is a predicted model, not a curated record. The transcript is spliced from 14 exons. Lineage: Eukaryota; Viridiplantae; Streptophyta; Magnoliopsida; Fabales; Fabaceae. Bases 187 to 2379 code for a protein of 730 amino acids.
CUAAAUUUAUCAUUCAAACAAUCCUCUAAGUUCCUACUAUCCAAUUAUGUUGUUAGGUGGGCAGCACGGGUCUGAACUCGGUCACUCAACUCCACAACUACAACUACCACCAUAUGACUAAUAUGAACUUUCCUUCGCGGCUAUUUACACCAUUCAAGUUUCGAAUUGCAAUUUAGAACUUGGAACAUGGCUCCAAAGAGUAUAACGGAGUUGGGAGUCGACGACUUUGUUAACGCUGGCUUAUCACCGGUUGAAGCCAACCAAUUCAAGGAACUUCUCCUCUCACUCUCACUCUCCUCCGGCGACGAUCCCGCCCACACAUGGCGCCGCAUCGUCAGCCGCAGAGUCCUCAAACCAUCUUAUCCUCAUCCAUUGCAUCAGCUUAUCUACUAUACCAUCUAUUCUAAUCAUCACUCUUCACCUACUCCUCCUCUUUAUUGGUUCCCUUCUAUAGAGCAGGCAAAACGCACCAAUCUAGGUCGUUUCAUGGAAGCUCAUGGUUCUGAGCUUUUAGGAGCAUCCUCUUACAAGGAUCCUAUUACUAGUUUUCCUCUUUUUCAUAACUUCUCUGUUCAACACACUGAGGUGUACUGGUCUCUUAUUCUCAAGGAACUUUCUAUUUCCUUUGUUCAACCUCCAAAUCGCAUUUUAGAUACAUCUUCCAACCCAUCGAAACACGGAGGAACCUGGCUUCCUGGUUCUGUCCUUAACAUUGCCGAUUGUUGUCUGCAACCCAGCUCCCGCCCUAACAAACAAGACGACAGUGUAGCCAUCGUGUGGAGGGUUGAAGGUUUUGAUGAUGACUCCGAGGUUAAUCGUAUGACUCUCAAACAACUUCGACAACAAGUCAUGUUGGUGGCGAAUGCAAUACAUGCUAAUUUCUCGAAGGGCGAUGCAAUUGCAAUUGAUAUGCAAAUGACAGUCAAUGCUGUGAUUAUAUAUCUUGCUAUUAUUUUAGCAGGAUGUGCUGUGGUAUCAAUAGCUGAUAGCUUUGCACCAAAAGAAAUUGCAACUCGCCUCCGUGUUUCCAAUGCAAAGGGUAUUUUCACACAGGAUUUCAUAUCAGGAGGUGGCAGAAAAAUCCCGUUGUACAGUCGAGUCACUGAGGCAGCUGAAUGUAAAGUUAUCGUGCUACCUGUGAUAGGUGAUGAUGUAGCAGUACAAUUAAGGGAACAAGACUUAUCAUGGAAAGAUUUUCUCUCUUCUGGAAGUCAAAACUCCAGAUCAGAUGAUUACUCUCCAGUCUAUCAGUCUAUUGAUACUGUUACUAAUAUACUAUUCUCAUCUGGAACCACAGGAGAUCCAAAAGCUAUUCCUUGGACUCAACUUGCCCCAAUACGAAGUGCUGCUGAUGGAUGGGCUGCUAUUGAUGUACAAGCUGGAGAUGUCUAUUCCUGGCCUACGAAUUUAGGAUGGGUGAUGGGACCUACUGUAUUAUAUCAUUGCUUUCUAACCGGUGCUACUCUUGCUUUGUACCAUGGAUCUCCUCAAAGCCGUGGUUUUGGGAAAUUUGUUCAGGAUGCAGGUGUUACCAUUUUGGGAACCGUUCCAAGCUUAGUGAAAUCUUGGAAGAGUACUCGAUGUAUGGAGGGCUUGGAUUGGACAAAGAUAAAGUUAUUUUGUUCCACUGGAGAAACAUCAAAUGUUGAUGAUGAUCUAUGGCUUUCUUCAAAAUCUUAUUAUAAUCCAAUCAUUGAAGUAUGUGGAGGAACGGAGCUUGCGUCCAGCUACAUUGCAGGAAGCCCCCUGCAGCCUCAAGCUUUUGGAGCAUUCAGCACAGCAUCAAUGACAACUGGCUUUGUCGUUCUUGACGAAAAUGGAGUUCCUUAUCCAGAAAAUGUUCCAUGUGUUGGUGAAGUGGGUUUGUUCCCUCUCUCUCUUGGAGCAUCUGAUAGAUUGCUGAACGCCGACCAUGAUGAGGUUUACUUUAAGGGAAUGCCCGUGUAUAAAGGAAAGCAGGUUCUUAGGAGACAUGGAGAUAUAAUCAAGAGAAUGGUCGGUGGCUAUAUCAUUGUACAAGGGAGGGCUGAUGACACCAUGAAUCUUGGUGGAAUAAAGACAAGUUCAGUAGAAAUUGAGCGUGUCUGUGACAGGGCUGACGAGUGCAUUUUGGAGACAGCUGCAGUCGGUGUUGCAACUGCAAAUAGGGGGCCAGAACAACUGGUUAUAUUUGUAGUUCUAAAGGAAGGAUACAAUUCAAAUGCAGAAACUCUAAGAAUGAAAUUUUCUAAAGCUAUUCAAAGCAACCUCAAUCCUUUGUUUAAGGUAAGCAUUGUUAAUAUAGUUCCUGAGUUUCCUCGAACAUCUUCCAACAAAAUCUUGAGGAGGGUAAUGAGAGAUCAAAUGAAGCGCGAACUAUCAGUUCAGAGCAGACUUUAGUGACAACCAAUUCUCAGGCAUACUAGGACAGACAGUCCUCUUCAUGUGCAUAAAGAAGUGAGCGAUGAAAGACAGUCAAUCCUUUGAUUUGGAAGCUUGAAGAUUUUAACUACCAAAAUAAGUGACACUUGUGAGGGGUGUAUAAAUAUAAAAGUUAUAAAAAUUGAGGAAAAAAAACAAAACUGAUGGUAGAAGUACAAGUUACAACCACUCGUCAAUGUUUGAUAAACAAUGGUUUAGAAGGGACAAAUACUGUCUGUGGUACAGGUGCAUUUUGCAUUCCCAGGAUACUCUUUUAAUGACAAAUGUUAGUAUAUGUUAAGUGUUAUAUUAUGCAGGGAGAUAAAACUCUGCACCUUCUUAUUACUAAACUCUUUCACUUCAAUUAUCAAACAACAUUCUAUUCUUAA